Naegleria lovaniensis is the source of this 2100-nucleotide messenger RNA. RefSeq lists its product as uncharacterized. The transcript has a single exon. The record is from RefSeq and is a predicted model, not a curated record. Lineage: Eukaryota; Heterolobosea; Eutetramitea; Acrasida; Naegleriidae. Bases 1 to 2100 code for a protein of 699 amino acids.
AUGGCUAUUUCAUCAUCAUCGGCUUAUUCAAAUUCUUAUUUAAAUUUAAGUAAGGACCAUGAGAGAGCCAUUCCAUCCGCUUCUUCCGACUUGUUCUUUCUCAUGCCUAAUCAUUCCAUCACUCCAGUAAAUUCUACCUCACAAACUGCAACAAUGACAACUCAUGAGAAUAUACUGGAUUUUACCUUUGAGGAUACAACCUCCUCGUCCUUACCUAUGAGCCAUCCUCCGCUCGAUCCUGAUAUCUUGUUAGAUCCCAACCACAACAUUUUCAACAACAACGGCAAAACCUCACCUCUUCAUGAUCCAAUCUUUGAUGAAACAACAACAACAGAACCAGAGAAUCCCUCCUCUCCGUCCCUUGCUACUCUCUGUUUAUCCAACAAUGUCGCCAAGACGAGAGCCUUCUUUGAAAAGGCUUUUGAAAAGAAUUCAGAAGGGAUGCCUGGAAACUCUUCUUCCAAUCCUAUCAGAAAUCCUCAUUUGUCCCAUUUGUUUUCGGAUCGCGGAGAGGAUGAUACAGACUCACUUGAGGAGAGAGUCCUUGCUUCAUUAUCAGGAGAUUUUGGAUCCUAUGAAGAAUCCGUUCGGGAAGAAUUAAGGCAACUCUCAGAAUUUAUUGCUAUAUCGAGUAAGAAAUUGGAAGAUGAUUCAUCGGUGCAGAAAGGACAAACGAGUGAUGCAUCUCUAACAGCUUCAGACGGAAAGCAGCUUCCACGAGUGAAAAUUGAUCUCGUCCGACGAUACAAUCCAAUGGAUAUUUGUAGAAAAAUUCGCGAAUAUGAAACUCAAAAGGAAUUGUUGGAGAGUGAGAGAGAGUACCAUGAAUUGAACCGAUUAGAGUCUGCCUUAAGAAAGGACAUACAAAAAGAGAUGAAUGAUAUCGAAGACAAGUUCAAUUACGAUUAUUCAUUGAGAAGGAAAGAAAUUCAAGCCCUUUUGCAUGAUCAGCAUGAAGAAAUUAAUCAGUUAUGGACAAGGAGAAUUCUCAAGUAUGAUUCAGUUGCUGUGGUGUUGAUGAACGAUAUGGCAGAGAGGCAUCAGACUGAAUUUGCAACGAGCCAAGAAAAAUACCGUAAGGCCUUUUUAAAGAAGAAACCAACACUUUCCAAAUCUACCCUUGCUGAGAAGAAUUUGUUGAAUGUACUAUCAACCUCAAAAAUGUACGAACUAGGAAAUGGGCUUGAAGCGAAAAUCUAUGAUCUGGAGAAGAAGGAUCUUGCAAACUUUUUCAAUCAACAAGAGUAUCAUGUCGCGAAAAAGCUCGAACACUUGUCACAGAGGCAACAUCAAGAAUUGUGUGCUGCUCAACAAAAAAUUGAUAAGGGAAGGAAUGCAAUGGAAAAGGACCGAGAGAGUGAUAUCAAGAAACUUGAUUCUAGAACUACCAUUCUAUUCAGAGACUUGGAAAAGAAAAGAAACGUGAUAUUGACGCAAAUUCAACAUUUUCGAGACAAGUUCAAUGGAGUCACUUCGGGUGCUUUCAGACGAAAAAGUUCAGAAUACUUUUCUACUUGGGAGAAUUUAAAUGUACAGGAACCAGUUAUCCACAUCUCAGCUUGUUUAGAAUUUUUCAAUUCCAUUACAGACAAAAUAAUUCAAUUUUUCAACACUGUAGAUAAAUCAGAGACGGAGAUUGAGAAGGAAACGUGCAAAACCACCAAACGACUAUUGGAUUCUAUGGACCAAGUCAUUACAGAUUCUCCAAAAACAACUCCAGAAAAGAAGAAACACUCUACCAUGCGUGAUAAGAAUGCAAGUACCUGUACCUUUCAAAAUGAGCAAUACUCCAAGUUGCUAUCGCCUCCAGCAAGUCCUGCUAUGAAAGACAAAAAUAAUAAUGACCCCACUAGAUCCACAGUCGCUCGUACAACUUCCUUGUUCAUUGAGGAAGCAAAAGCGAUUUUGAACACGCCUGAAAAGGUGAAAAUUUCGAACCCCUCCCAGUCCUCGCUAAAUCGAUCAACUUCAUCCUCCAAAGGAUUGGCUGUUGCCACUCAACCUAAUGUGACUCUUGACGAUUGCUUGAAAAAGAAGAAAAAGCCUUCAGCCAAACACACAUUUUCUGAGCUCAUACGAACAUCGUUCAAGUGGAAGUAA